AUGUCACCACUCAACACAUCACUUUUUAUUUUUUGCAUCUUGGCAGUAUUGACACCCACCAUUUACUCUCAAUAUCUUGUUGUCUCCCCUUCCACCUACUUACCAGGUCAAUACUAUGUUACCUUGUCCAUGAACAGUAGUUCUCCAGUCAACUUGGGUCACAGCUCCAAUACCCAAGCAGCAUACACAACUUCAACUGGUUUCACACUGCUGAGAAGCAACAUUUUGAAUGGAACCUACUACUUUAGAAUAGGUUCAGUUUCGUCCUCUACAGGAAAUUACGUAAUUUUCAAUUCUGCUUCAACAUUCCAAAUUUCUUACAGAAUUGGUGAAAGUUUUAAUAACUUUUAUCCAUCUAGCUCAAGCAAUUCCUAUUCGAUUCCUGCCUAUGGAACUGAGAGAUUAUAUGCUAGCUCUUCCUACAGAUCAGGAGAAAGUUAUACAUUACAAUUCAAAUCAUCCAGAACAACUUCAGUCAAGAUUGCAUACACUUUCAAUAUUGAAACUGAACCAUCCUAUAGUUCUUAUCAAAUUACUUCAUCCAGAUCUGCAUCCAUUUCCUUUACUGUUCCAACUACUUCCUCUAUUUAUCCAACUUUUUAUUUAUAUAUUCAGUGUAAUAAUGGAAUUUCAGAUUGUGGAACCAUUACAGUUGAGACACCAAGAUCUGAUGAUGCUGGAAUGAUUAUUGGAAUUGUGAUUGGAGUUUUCAUUUUGUUUAUUAUCAUUUCAGUUGCCAUUUCAAUUCCAUCAGUUAUUGCUGCUAAAAAGAGAAGAAUGAUGGCACUUGCUGCAGUCACAGCUGCUAGCAAACAUGGCGAUUUUGCCACCACAAAUAAUGCAAUUGUGCAGCCAACCAUGCCACCUGGAGCCUACCAACCAAUGGUUCAACAAAUUCCAACAAUGCCACCUGGAGCUUAUUACAAUCAACAACAACCAUCAACCAUGCCACCUGGAGCUUAUCAACCAAUAAUGGUUCAAAAUCAAAUGACAGUUCAAAAUUAUCAGCCCUAUGUUGUGGAUCCACAAGUUCAACCAUAUAGUGGUCAACUACAAUAUGGAAAUCAACCAAUGCCUGCAUUCAAUCCUAAUGUAGAUCGUGUAUAA
Naegleria gruberi is the source of this 1107-nucleotide messenger RNA. RefSeq lists its product as uncharacterized. Bases 1 to 1107 code for a protein of 368 amino acids. The record is from RefSeq and is a predicted model, not a curated record. The transcript has a single exon. NCBI's taxonomy places the organism in Eukaryota, Heterolobosea, Eutetramitea, Acrasida, Naegleriidae.